ACGCAACAUGGAUGGGUCCAGGACCAGAAAAAUCAGCUGGGGACUACCAAGGAGCAGUGUACCUUACAAAUUUCCGAAGGGCCCUACUGCAAUUUGCAGUUUGCUUUGAACUCAUGCUCCCACACUCAGAAUAUGGUCUUGGCAGAUCAAUCAAAGUGCGACAAGAAGCUAACUCUUCAUGAGUUCGUCGCGUAUGGAUCACUGCGUGCUGGUGAGCAACUACAGUGGUACAACAUGUUGCGGGAACUGGCAUCAUCGUCCCUAUCAUUCAACGAGCCACCCGUUGUCCAACUCUUCAAACAGGCCGCAUGGGAAUUUGGGUCAUUUUACCACGACACUAUGCAAAGGGUGUCUCACCGAGCCUUUGAGGAUUCCAAUUUUUGUGGGCGUCUCCUGGAGGUGCUACGGAGAAGACUGGAGAUGAUUGAGGGCAACUGGAAUGAACACGCAGCUCUCAACCUCCUUGUCACCCUUGGUGUGCGCUCGUUUUGUUUCUCGGGUGGCUACCUAUCUAGCCAAGAAUCUCAAAGCUUCAUUCUUGAGGGGUUCGCAAAGUUUUUACGAGAUUGCAGAGAAGUCGCGCUCGAUUGGUGUGAACAACUCAGCCAUGAUCUCCAUGGCCGUGACAAAGAUCAGAGCCAGAGAUACCAAGAUCUUAUCCUCAAAAUUGCUAAAUUGACCUACGAUGUGGAUUCGAAUCGGAUUGGCUGGAUUUUGCACAGCGCUCGAGAUAUCUUUUGUCUAAUCAGGAGCUCGAUUCUUCUUUUUGAGAAUUCCGCCUCGGAUAUCGACAGGCUGUCUCAUAAUGACCUCAAGCUUGCCCUGCAGAACGCACAAAGAAUCCGCUGCCUAUUGAAGGAUCAGGUCUUCUCCAUAGUCAGCGAAAACCCUGCAGGUUUAAAUGAAGCCGUUGGGAGGAUCCUAUGGUAUCUCAACUCUUCCCAGACUUGGGAGCAGUGCAAUGGAGCAGAUGGGUGGCUCUCAGCUUGCCCCGAAGGCACAAGCCAAAUUCUUCAGCAACAGAUCCAUUUUGAUGUUCUCAUGGGUGAACUUCUUGUGGACGGAACUCCUCCAGGAAGGCUUCCACAGAGAUUCACAGCUAAUGGUAUGUACCAAAGGUUAUUUGGCUGCACAGCACUACCAGUGAUGCCUUCCAACUUGCCAGGAAUUUCUUUUGUGUCUGCACAGCUGUGUGGUGAGUUCGAAGUACAUUUCGGAAUUUCAAAGGAGAACCAAGUUUUUAUCAGAGCACGAAGCCCAACUCAUCUUUUGCAACUCCUACCCCAGACGCUACUCACAGGAGAUUUCCCCGAUCAGUUCGUCACUGAAUACUUUCAGUGGGUCGAUUUGCAAACUGGGGUUAUCGAGUUCCGUGCCUUGGGUCAACCAUGGGAAAUUAAUCUGAAUGAUUGGCAUGCCCGACCGGAUCAACUGAAAAAACUCCUCUGGAAAAGGGGGAGAAGACACUGGUCGAUGUACACAGCCAGCUGUUUCUUAAAAUUGCGAGUAUCCUGCAGCCACUGGACACCAAGGAGCAUCUGGUCGUUGUAA
This is a messenger RNA of Penicillium cataractarum, 1551 nucleotides long. RefSeq lists its product as uncharacterized. The annotation marks the transcript as partial. The record is from RefSeq and is a predicted model, not a curated record. NCBI's taxonomy places the organism in Eukaryota, Fungi, Ascomycota, Eurotiomycetes, Eurotiales, Aspergillaceae. The transcript has 2 exons.